This is a messenger RNA of Williopsis jadinii, 3511 nucleotides long. RefSeq names its product S-adenosyl-L-methionine-dependent methyltransferase. Gene Ontology annotation, biological process: tRNA processing. Gene Ontology annotation, molecular function: protein binding; tRNA (uracil(54)-C5)-methyltransferase activity, S-adenosyl methionine-dependent. The coding region runs from base 47 to 3511 and encodes 1154 amino acids. The transcript has 4 exons. Lineage: Eukaryota; Fungi; Ascomycota; Saccharomycetes; Phaffomycetales; Wickerhamomycetaceae. The record is from RefSeq and is a predicted model, not a curated record.
CAACAAGAGCUUAGUGCCCGUAGAACAGAAACCUUUGCGAGAAGAAAUGGCUCAAUUAUCGCUUGCUGAUGUUGACAGUGUGGUGGAGCUACCCACUGACAGCUUCAAGGCCUCGAUAACGCCUGAUAAGACGUUUUUGAACGACAACCCAGAUUGGCUCGCUGCACGGAAGCUGGUGGACCAAUCACCACACGAGUUUGCGCCCUGGAACUCGCUGGUAACCAUUACGGAACAGCUGUUAACGAAAUACCCUACACCUUCACAAGCGGUGAAGGAUGUCAUCACGUCGACUUUUGAUGAGCUUUUGACGAGGUUCCCGUUGUUCUUUGGGUAUUGGAAGAAGUAUACCUCGUUACAAUACCAGAUGAAUGGGCUAGAUGAAAGCAUCAAAGUGCUGUCUCGGUCGCUAGUGGCGUUCCCUAGUUCUGUGGAUCUGUGGGUAGACUACUUGACGAUUCUUGUAUCCAACUGUCAGGACAAGUCCAAGAUCAAGCUGGAGUUCGAGACAGCUAUUAGCAAUGUGGGACACCACUUCCUGUCACAUGAAGUAUGGGACAAGUACAUCGAGUGGGAACAAGGGCAGAAUAACUCUCUGGAAGUGAUCAAGAUCCUGCUCAGAGUUAUUCGUAUUCCUCUACAUCAAUAUUCGAGGUACUAUCAGAGCUUCAACACUAUGAGACAAACAAUAUCUGCUCAACAGCUUCAGAAGUUGGAUAAGGAGCUUGAAUCUGCUACUGGAGUUGACGAAUAUUACAAUACCAUCUUUCUCCAAACCCAGGAAUACGUCAGUGCUAUAUGGCCGUUUGAGUCACAGAUUAAGCAGCCGUAUUUCAACAUCACACCCUUGUCUGACGAGGAGGUGGACAUAUGGGACUCUUACUUGAACCUUCUGAUACAAAGACACUCCACUGAUGCCUCUCCUCUUAAUAAGGAUCAAACAGUGGCGACGUUUGAAAGAGCCAUUGUUCCUACAGCACUGGCAUCGAAAUUUUGGUUCAAAUACUUGUCAUGGUACAUCACAAACUAUUCAGAUGAGUUCGAGCCUCUUAACAACAUUUAUAGAAAGAUACUAGAUGUAUUUCUACCUGUUUCCAUGACACUGAAACUGAGGCUGAACUACGCCUCGUUCCUAGAAUUCCACAACAGAGACACUCAAACAGUUGCAGAGGUUUAUCUCGGCAUCAUGAAGCACGCACACUCAAAGAACGACUAUGAGCCUGUGUCCAGAACAGAGAAUGACUUUACCAAGGUGGCCAAAUGGCUUGAUUCUGUUGUGACGGUGUUCUAUAAACCUCAAACAGCUUCAGACAUUGGUAUAAAGAGAUUUGCUACGCUGUUGAAUACCAGAACCAUAGUCAUUCCCAUUAUUGAGCUGAUCAACAUCAACUGGAUUCAUCUAAAGAACGACUCCAACGUUAGAAAAUAUUUGGCUCAGUUCUCCCUGGCUGAAGAUCUCUUUGGAAGCUCUCCAUUUUGGACUUUGAAGUACAAGUACUUCAAGUACUAUAGGGACUACCAGGAACUCGAGCAAACUGUUGCAUUCAUCAAAGACAAGUCGUCUUUGCCUUUAACUGUCAUCAAUGCCAUUCUUCUGGACUACACAGAUGUCCUAGCACAACAGGUGCCCGAAUCCCUAUCGACGCAAAGUGCCUACGAGACGAUAAACUCCUUGGAGUACUUCGUCUCUAACCCAUUCUCCUCGAGAUAUGAACAGGAUGAACAGUUGAAGAAGAGACUAUGGCAGGAGAGUGGCCAUGCUGCCGUUUCCAUACAGAAACCGUUCAUAGUGAACAGUGUACUGUCUAAAAACUGUGGCACUACAAUGAGUGUAACGGAGCCAUUGAAGAGGGCAGCAUCGCCAGUGAGAGCUGGUGAAGGAGCUAUCACUCCAGUUCAUAAGAAGCAAGACACCUCCGAGAAUAAGCCCGUCAAGAAACAACACCAUCAGAAGAAGCGUAAAUACAAGGCCAAGAACGUUGAUCCUACCUCUCCGAGUGGUGUGCUACAGUUUGAAAUUGAACAGAUUCUUGCCGAAAGGGAGAUCACCGAGAGUGAUAUUCAGAACGAUAUCAGUGGUGUCUUGAACGAUGAAUCUAUUGCCGCCCAGUACCAUCGUAACGUGACAGAUGUUGAGAUCAUUGCGCUAACGUCCAACGCUGAAGGGUUGGCUCUGAUUGCCAACCCACUGGAUCCUAAAAAGCAGCAGGUUGUCAUUGUUCCAUUUGCCAUUACUGGCGAUGUCUGUGAAAUCCGUGUCUUCAAGACACAUCCUAACUACGUCGAGAGUGAUCUCCUCAAGAUUCUUAAACCAUCUCCUGAAAGACAGGAUGAGCUGAUACGAUGCCGUUAUUUCGGCAAGUGCUCAGGAUGCCAGUAUCAGGAGUUGCCAUAUGCUACUCAGCUUGAGUACAAGCGUCGUACAGUGGAAAAUGCGUACGCACAUUUGGCACCUGAUCUCUUAAAGCAGGGGAAGUUGCCAGAAAUUGGUGAGACCGUUGCAUCUCCAAAGCAGUUUGGCUAUAGAACUAAGCUGACUCCACAUUUUGACCUUCCAAGAAAGAAGACGUUAACCUACAGACCAACUCUCGGAUUUGGCUCAAAGGGCAAACCAACCUGGAGAGACACUGACGGUGGAGACUCCGGUGUUGUCGAUAUUGAAGAGUGUAUCAUAGGUACUCCUAUCAUCAAUGUUGGUAUGGCCAACGAAAGACGUCAGUUCGAGCAGGAUUGGAAGAAGUAUAAGAAAGGUGCCACGAUCUUGUUGAGAGAGCACACCAGAGUAGCCACGGAGAGUUGCAAUACUAUAGAAUUCAAUAAUGAACAGGAAGGUUCCAGAGACGAAGCCGGUAACGUUAGUGUUAUUGUUGAUAAGAACGGUGAUGACGUGCUUGUGAAGUCAUGUGUUACAAACACCAGACAAAUCGUCACUGAGUACAUCAAUGGGUUCACAUUUGAGUUCUGUGCCGGCGAGUUCUUCCAGAAUAACAACUCCAUUCUACCUAUUGUCACUGAGUAUGUCUGCUCAAACCUACAGAUCCCUCGCAAAGAAGGAGACCCCCUCUAUCUGGUCGAUGCUUAUUGUGGCUCCGGUCUCUUCAGUAUCACAGCAUCAAAGGGUGUUGAUAGGGUCGUUGGAGUGGACGUUUCAAAGGAAUCCAUCAAAUUUGCUACAAAGAACGCUGAGAGAAACGGUGUCAAGAAUGCCACCUUCAUCGACGGCCAAGCCGAAAAGAUCUUUGGCUCCAUUGAUACCCCAAGCGACUUGACUUCAGUGAUCAUUGAUCCUUCAAGAAAGGGAUGCGACGAGGUUUUCUUGAACCAAUUGUCCGAUUACAGACCAGCUAGGGUAGUGUAUGUCAGUUGUAAUGUUCACUCACAGGCAAGAGAUAUCCAGUGGUUCUUGAACAGCACGAAAAAUGGUGGAGAGUACAAGGUGGAGAGCAUUAGAGGAUUUGAUUUCUUCCCACAGACACACCACGUAGAAGGUGUUGCUGUUCUGAGUAGAAUUUAG